This is a messenger RNA of Ambispora leptoticha, 1038 nucleotides long. The record is from the annotation of a GenBank genome assembly. Lineage: Eukaryota; Fungi; Glomeromycota; Glomeromycetes; Archaeosporales; Ambisporaceae.
AUGAUCGGCACAUCUAGACGGCCAAUCAAAACAAAUAACUGUUGCUCUGACGUGAGACGCGUCGGUAACCCCGUCAAAUUUUUAAGUUGUUUACUGCCUCCUCCUCAAUGCUCUACAUUUGACAUGGAAUCAGAAACCUUUUUAGAUGAAUGCAUUUUAUCGACUGCUCUUAAAUUAAAAAACUUCUACAUCGAUGACGAUGCGGAAGAAGAAUUGGAGAACGAAAUCUUUGAAACGGAGCCUCAAAAGCGAUCAAAAGCUCAGACAAAGGCUUUACGUAAAAGGAGAGAAAGUGCAGCAAUAUUCAACCGACUCAGCGAAGAUACCUCGGCCAAUUUUUUGAAUGAUAAUAUUGAUUUUGCGCGAACAUUUUUUUUUGACGAUGGCAUCGAUUAUGAUCUAACAAAUGCUUCAACGGAAACUGCGAAGAAUAAUACAGACAUCGAUAAAACUCCCAACCUAAGGAAAAAUGAAUCAACAGCGAACGUUCAAAAAUUGUAUGAAGCUCUUCGAUUGCCUCGAAAUGCUGCCGAUGAAACCAUAUUGUCGGAAAAUAAAACAAACUCACAUGAAGCUUGUAACAAUAAUAAGUCAGUGAACACUUCCAAUUCCAAUGAACAUCGACCAUUAUAUGAAGUCACAAACAAAGUCAAUUAUGAUAAAAGUAACACGUUAAGUAACAGAUCAAUUCAAGAUGAAACAUCAUAUGUAAACACGGCAACAGAACAAUUACAGAACGCGAUGAAUUCUCUUGCUCAUUUCAAGGAAAUUGUUUCGAAAUUUAACGUGCCUUCACAAUUGCAAAUGAAUGCGUCGUGCUCUACCCCAACCCCGAAGAUGGAACAUAAGAAAGCGCGCACAUCAAAUUUAAGACAACCAACUUUCUCUUCGCGCUUGAAACCACCCGUUCAAAGACGCUUAACUUCUACGGAAACGGUUCGCCACACGACGAAUAAUUACUCGGAGGAUAAUAAAUAUGCAUCCAACCUAUCUAAUUCGAAACUUUUACGCACACCUUCUGCUAGACCAAAAAAAUGA